Molecule: messenger RNA, 993 nt
Organism: Micromonas commoda
Lineage: Eukaryota; Viridiplantae; Chlorophyta; Mamiellophyceae; Mamiellales; Mamiellaceae
Exons: 1
Coding region: 1-993 (330 amino acids)
Molecular function (GO): transferase activity; folic acid binding
Source: RefSeq, a predicted model, not a curated record
AUGAAACUGUCCUCUUCGUCGAAUGCUCUUAAACGGAGAGCUGGAGGGCUGGUGGCUGUGGUGUACGUGUCCGAGGGCAAAGACGCCGAUGCCGUUAACGUCCUGCAGACCGUCGCUGAGAAGGCCUGCCAACAGCACGGCACCCGUGUUUUGAACGUGUUCAGAGACGACGAGUACAACCGCACAGGCUUUACAUUGGGUGUCGGCGUGGCUAGCGUCGCGGGUCACGCUACCCCGUCUGUCGAACCGCUGAAGCAAAGCGCGCUGGCGCUGACCGAGCAGGCGCUGAAAACCAUAGAUCUUAGGAACCACUCCGCGACUCACCCGAGGUGCGGAGCGGUCGAUCACAUCAGCUGUCACGCUGUAGGCGAUGCGCCCGACGACUUGGCAGCGCAGCUCGCCAAAUGUCUCGGCGAGGGAAUUGGCGAUCGUCUGAAGGUUCCGGUACUUCUUUACGGUCUCGCCAGUUCCACGGGGACUCAGCUCGCCGACCUUCGGCGCAAGUACGGAUACUUCAGGCGCACUUCUCAAGAUGUGGGCUGGUCAGGAGCUCACCGCGUAGGAGAUGGACAAGUCGAGGCGGAUUAUGGGCCUUCGACAAUACCCCCUGAAUCGGGAAUACUCAUGCUCGGCGCCACGCGUUGGGUGUGCAACUACAACGUGCCGAUUGUGCUGGGGAAGUGCGGGGUCGACGCAGACGCUGCAGAUGCCCUGGCAGUUGCGCGGCGGCUGGCCAGGCAAUUGAGCGAGCGAGGAGGCGGGCUCCCGGGCGUACAAGCGAUGGCACUGACCCACAUGAUCGAUGCUAUGGGCUCUACUAUCGAGGUUGCGUGCAAUCUGUUGGACCCUUCGACGUGCGGCCCAGACGCGGUGCAGGCAGAGGUCGAGCGACUGUUCGGUGAGGAAGGUGAGUUCGGGUGGACCGUCAAGCGCGGAUAUGUCACGAAUUUGACCCCGGAGGACAUGUUACAGCAACUAGUACCGUUACGUUAA